AUGGCCAGCCCGAGAACACGUCACGUUUUGGCCGAUGUUCGUCGUAAAGACGAGAACAACUUUUGCUUUGAAUGUGGUACUCCAAAUCCACAAUGGGCCAGCGUCACAUACGGCAUUUGGAUAUGUUUGGAGUGUUCGGGAAGACACCGCGGUCUCGGUGUCCAUCUAAGUUUUGUGCGCUCCAUAACCAUGGACAAAUGGAAAACAGUUGAGCUAGAAAAAAUGAAGGUAGGUGGGAACCGGAAUGGCCGUUUGUUUUUUGAAUCGCAACCAGACUUCCGUUCAACGUGGUCGCUCACGGAGAAGUACAACAGCAGAGCCGCUGCCCUCCUCCGCGACAAGAUCCUAACGGAGGCCGAUGGGCGUGUUUGGAGUGAAGAGACCUCCGCAGCAAGGCACUACCAGCCGCCACACGGGAUGGGUCGCUGUGCCACCGCCGAGAGCCUGCCGUCGACCCAGGCGAGGGACAUCCCCGCGCGCCGAAUGCCCACCUGCCACUCCGACCUGGAGGCCUGGCUCAACGACGACGAGCCCGUGCAAAAGGCCAGGACACAGGAGUACUUCAGUCGCGUGAUGACCGAAAACGCAAACAGACCGAGGUUGGUCACUGGCCCUCCUAGUGCAGACACCCUUUUUUGUUUUGUUUCGUUUUUUGUUGGCCUGAAAAUCAGUGUUAAUUUAAAGGGAAGAACAGUUUCGAGUCACAAUGUGCAGAAAAGGCAAUUUCUCGUAAUUGAUGUAAAUCAUGAGGUUACGCAUUUACGUCGCCCUUUUGCCGGUUGUCUUAGAAACACUGAUUGA
This is a messenger RNA of Mesocestoides corti, 801 nucleotides long. NCBI's taxonomy places the organism in Eukaryota, Metazoa, Platyhelminthes, Cestoda, Cyclophyllidea, Mesocestoididae. The record is from the annotation of a GenBank genome assembly.